Messenger RNA from Diplodia corticola, 1326 nucleotides. RefSeq names its product fe(2+) transport protein 3. The record is from RefSeq and is a predicted model, not a curated record. Gene Ontology annotation, molecular function: zinc ion transmembrane transporter activity. Gene Ontology annotation, biological process: zinc ion transmembrane transport. Bases 1 to 1326 code for a protein of 441 amino acids. Gene Ontology annotation, cellular component: plasma membrane. NCBI's taxonomy places the organism in Eukaryota, Fungi, Ascomycota, Dothideomycetes, Botryosphaeriales, Botryosphaeriaceae. The transcript has 5 exons.
AUGUCCGACACCACCGAUCAGCGUCCGCAGUGCGGCAGCGAGGCUGGUUCUGGCGAAUAUGACCUUGGAAUUCAUGUCGUCGCUCUUUUCCUUGUCGUCUUCGCUAGUAUUAGCGGAGCCGCUUUCCCCGUUGUGGCAAAGAAGUUCCCCAAGCUGAAGAUCCCUCCCAUGGCCUUCUUCUUCUGCAAGCACUUCGGUACCGGCGUCCUGAUUGCCACCGCCUUCGUUCAUUUGCUCCCUACUGCCUUCGCAUCGCUUAAUGACCCAUGCCUCCCCCCGCUUUUCACCGACGACUACCCUGCCCUGCCCGGCGUCAUCAUGAUGGGCUCGCUCUUCUGCUUGUUCGUGCUUGAGAUGUAUCUCAACUCGAAGAUGGGCGGCCACAGCCAUGGCGGGCCCACCGGCGAGUCCAUCAACGCCCCGGCUCAAAGUCACUUCCAUGCCCCGGCCCAGACGCGAGACUUCACCUCUCCUCUGCCCGCACGCCCGGUGGCGCGGGAGCCUCUGGAGCCCAUCAGCCGCACCGACUCGGAGGAGAGUUUCGACAAGUCAUACGCCUGGGACGAGGUCAAGCAAGCUUACGUCCGCGAGAGCGAGGAAGAGCUCGCCAUGGGCAACCAACAGCCCUCUGAGAUGCCCGCGUGGUUUGUCGCCUUCUACUCGCAGUACGUCCGCCAGCGCGACGAGAUGCUCGCCAUCAUCGACCGCCGCAUGGCAUCGACCCUGCCGAGCUACGACAGCAAGCAAGCCUCGGCCACGGAUCAUGAAGUCUCCUUCUUCGACGCCGACGACCACGAUGUCGAGGAGGGUGGCCAGGGCGCGGUUGACCCCAUGGUGCUGAAGCGCAUGUCGCUCAACAUCACCAUCCUCGAGGGUGGUAUCCUGUUCCACUCGGUCUUCGUCGGUAUCACCGUGUCCGCCACCGUCGACGGCUUCAUCGUCCUGCUCAUCGCCAUCAUGUUCCACCAGACGUUCGAGGGUCUCGGUCUGGGCAGCCGUAUCGCCGCCGUGCCGUAUCCCAAGGGUUCGUACAAGCCGUGGUUGCUCGUCGUGGCAUUUGGUACGACGGCACCGUUCGGUCAGGCCAUUGGCUUGCUGGCUCGCAACUCGUUCGACAUCAACAGCGCGUUCGGUCUGAUCAUGGUCGGCGCGUUCAAUGCCAUCAGUUCCGGCUUGCUGAUCUACGCGGCGUUGGUGGACCUGCUGGCGGAGGACUUCCUGUCUGAGGAGGCGCAGGCGACGAUGGGCAAGAAGCAAAAGAUCUAUGCGUUCGUCUUCGUUCUUAUGGGCGCUGCCGGUAUGUCCAUCGUCGGUGCCUUCGCUUAG